Messenger RNA from Caenorhabditis sp. 36 PRJEB53466, 732 nucleotides. The record is from the annotation of a GenBank genome assembly. NCBI's taxonomy places the organism in Eukaryota, Metazoa, Nematoda, Chromadorea, Rhabditida, Rhabditidae.
AUGUCCGCCCUGCUACGAUUGGCGAUGAACGCGCCGAAAAUCAGUCGAUUCGUGGCGGAGACACAAAAACGCACCAUCUUCCCGCAAGUUCGACACUUUACAAUGACGGCGGUUCGGAAAACCGGCGAUUUCGAGUAUGAGGUGAGCGAAAAAACAAAGUCUUUGAGUAAAAAGCAAGUUUAGGACCCGAAGAGCGAGGACGAGGUGGUGAACAUCACAUAUGUGUUGCGAGACGGAACAGAGAAGAAGAUUCGCGGCAAAGUCGGCGACAAUGUCAUGUUCUUGGCGCACAGGUGGAAUUUUUGUUCAAAAUCGUUCAAUUUCAAAAAAUUUUAAACAACAAACAUCUACUCUCUAGUCCAGCUACCGUAAUGCAUCAAAAGCUGGUAGGCUAGAAUCCGAACGCAUUUCCUUUUCCAGAUACGACAUCGAAAUGGAGGGCGCGUGCGAAGGCUCUCUGGCGUGUUCAACGUGCCACGUAUACGUCGAUCAGACGCACUAUGACAAACUGCCCGAACCACUGGAAGAGGAGGACGAUAUGCUCGACAUGGCAAGUUGGCCACACUGAUAAUCUGUCUGAAAGUUGAUGAAUUUCAGGCGCCCGCCCUACGCGACAACUCCCGGCUCGGCUGCCAAAUAAUCCUGACGAAAGAGCUCGACGGAAUGACCGUAACACUACCGACAAUGACGCGCAACUUCUACGUCGACGGACACGUGCCGAAGCCUCACUAG